AUUGUUUGAAAAACAUAGAAGGAUUUUAAGUGAAGAAAUUGGUUUUAGAAACGUGGUGAUUAUUUGAUUAUUUCUCACUAUUGUAAUCAACAUCAAGGACUACAGUGUAUAACGGAAAAAUUGUUAAGCAGUUUUGUGCUUUUUACUCAGCUAAUAGUAAGAAGUUAACGCCUUUGUUUGAUUUAUAAAUAAUAUUAAAACAUGCCUCGUCCUCAUCGUUUCACUACGCCGGAAUACAACGACAUGGUCAAAAUUUAUGAGGAAUGCCAGCAAGACGCGAAGGCAGCGCUAAAAAAAUACAAAGAGAAGUAUGGUGCUACCCGAAAGUGUCCUGGAAGCGUGCACACAAUUCAGCAAGCACUUAAAAAGGUGCGAAAAAACCCGCCAUCGGCAUCGCAGGACGACAGCGAUGCUUCCGAUGAAUCAGAACCGAUGAUGCAGAGCGAUGCUUCAGAAGAGGAUUGGCUGGAUGAGCAAAGUGAUGACGACGUCGCGAUUAUUUGUUCGCGAAAGAAGGUUGCCAGGCCUAUGGUUGGCAAAGUUAAAAAACCUAUGCAAUCAUCGUAUUCACGUCUUACAAAAGCCCAAAUAUUGAGUAAUCCAAGUAGAGAAACGUUUUGCCAUUGGAUACUAAAUAAGGUAUCUGAAGACCCCAACUUUCUUUCCAACAUUAUGUGGACAGGCGAGAGUACCUUUACAGUUAACCAUGUCCAGCCUAUAUCAAACCGAUAUUAUUGGGGUCAUGCUCCACCAACUGUAUGGCCAGAUGAUCCAGCUCCUACUUACGUACAUGUCUGGGCCGCAAUUCACCAGAAUGAAAUAAUUGGGCCCAUAUUUAUAAAUGGAAAUUUAAAUGCAACAAAAUUCUUGGAUUUACUUAGUGGCCCUAUUGAUGACUAUGUAGAUCAACUACCAUUAGAUGUGAGGAAACAGUUGUGGGUUCAGUUAAAUGGACUGCCAGCCCAUUCGGCCCCUGCAGUGAGGGAACGAAUGACGGAGAAGUUUGGAAAACAGUGGAUAGGUCGUUAUGGUCCACGCAAAUGGCCAGCCAAGUCCGCAGACCUGUCUCCCCUUGAACUGUUCCUGUGGAAGUUUAUUAAGAAUGAGACAUAUGCCAAACGAACAAAGGAUUGUGUAGAGGAACUCAAAAAAAGAAUCAUGGCCGCCUUUGAUAAGUUGAAGAAGUUGACAGCGGAUAGUGACUUUCUGAAUAAAGAAAGAAUUAAAGUCUUAAAAAAAUACAAGAUUAGCAUUGGACAACAGAAUUAAGAAAGACAUUUAAAAAAACAAUCUGCUUUGCCAACUGUAAAUAAUUACAAUUCACUUCAUAAUCAAAAAAUCUUUGAUUGUUUUAAUUUUUUUUAAAUUCGUUUUUGUAUGCUAGUUAGUAAUUUGUAUAAGAAUAAAGAAGUUAAAAUGUUUCGUAUAAGUCUCAAUGUUUGAUUUUGGAAUCCUCAAUGAUACAUGAAAAUGAUGGGCUGGAAUUUAGAAGGGCAUACCAUGUGUGAAAACUUUACAUGUCCUCAAAACGCACACUGCAGACCCGAAACUACUGGCGCCACCUGCCGAUGUCAGUACGGCACAUACAACUCCACAAGCAAACUGUGUGAAGAGUCCGACGCCUGUGCGCAGGAGACGCCGGCGUGCUCACAUAUGUGUGUAAACAAAGGGGACCACUUCAUUUGCUUGUGUGAUAAUGGCUACACAUAUGACAUGAUAAGAUAUUUGUGCUUUGCUCCUGAUCCCGAAGCGCUACUGUUCUUCAACACGCGCAACGAUAUAAGAUACGUAUCAGUUAAAUCGAAACACCAAGUGAUUGCAGUAACGGAAGUCAAACAGGCCCACUCGGUGUCUUACGACGGCCGCUACCUGUAUUGGGUGGAGACUGCACAAGGACACCAGGCUAUAAUGAGGGCGAGACUCGACGAUGUUAAAGACUCAAAACAGGUCAUAGCAGCUCUAGGGCUAGAAGACCCAGGCGACAUAGCAAUAGACUACUUAGCGGACAACAUAUACUUCGGCGACGCGAAGCGCGGCGUCAUAUCGGCGUGUCGCUCCGAUGGGUCGGUGUGUACCACGCUGCGUACUGACGCCAAGCAUCCGCGGUUCGUCACCCUGGACCCGAGGCAAGGCAAAAUGUACUGGGUGGAUUGGCUCGACAAGGAGGUAAUCAUGCAGGCCAACAUGGACGGCUCUGGCGCUUCAGUGUUGGUCGACAACUUGAGUUCCAUGGCCACUGGCUUGGCGUUGGACGCUCCCAACGGAAGACUGUAUUUCGUGGACCAAACUAUAAAAGUUGUCAGACUCGACGAUAAAAGGGUUUACUCUUUCUUCGAGGAGCCUUUCCACCAUCCAUACUCGCUGGCCGUGUUCGAGAACACGGUGUUCUGGAGUGACUUCACAUCCAACACGAUACAGACGGCCGACAAAAUACACGGCCCCCAUAUCAAAAGAAAUAUUCUGCUCGGAUUGGACGUGCCGGUAUUCGACAUGCACAUCUACCACCCAUUGCUGAUGAAAAAGACCGUAAGCAACCCUUGCUCCAAGCACGACUGCACGCUCUGCCUGCUCGCCUCCAACGUGAGUCACGUCUGCGCCUGCCCCGAUGACAUGCAGAUGAUUGGCGGUCGUUGCCAACAUAUCCCAGGCUACCGGCCCCAGUAUCUCAUAGUGGGUGCGGGAUCUACGUUCACCCGGGUUCACUACGACCGCAUUGGCAACCCUGAGACCCAUGGCACUAAUCUCGACAUCGGCAGGGUACAAGCUAUGGCUUAUGACUCCAUUAGAGAUGCCCUCUACAUGUACGACAGUCAGCGCAAAGCCAUCAGUCAUAUUAAUAUGAGUGACUUUACGCUGGGAGUCACUGAGCUACUGCUGUAUGAGGGGUUGGAAAACGUCGUCGAUAUGGAUUAUGAUUUCGUGUCGGAUACUCUAUACGUGUUGGACGCGGGUCGGCGCGUCAUAGAAGUGGUAUCGCUGCGGAACAAGCAUACUGCGCUGUUGUACUCCUUCAAAGACCAGGAGAUCCCCCUCAGCUUCUGUGUCAUGUCGGACUACGGGCGAAUGCUGGUGGCAGUGUUAGAGAGCGAAGAAAAUAAUAGGAUCCAUAUCGACAGUAUGGGACUCGAUGGCUCCAACAGAGAGCAUCUACUGAUGAACAACAUUGUGGGACCAAACAUCCGCCUGCGGUACUCGCCGGAAAUGAACGUCGUAUACAUCGCUGAUGAUGGCAACAGCGUCAUUGAUGUCAUCCAUCCUGAAGGCACUGGUAGGGAAAUGUUCAGUGAAGUGCUGACUCGCGUGGCUAGCUUGGCAGUGAGCGAUACGCGCGUGUUCUGGACGGACAGAGGCUCUGCCCGCCUCUACUGGGCCAACGUGCAUGAAGCUGCCCGCCACGUGCAUCAGACACGCCGGAUGGAGCUCUCAAUAUUUCCAAACGAAACCCACCUGCACAUCCUUACAAGCACCCUCCCCCCUGACUCCAAAAACCCCUAUCGUCAGCACAAAUGCUUUCAACCGCCCACCCCGUGCUCCCACAUAUGCCUACAAUCCCCUCAUUUGCCGCACACCAAUGUAUCCACCAUGGGCUAUACCUGCCAGUGUCCCCCUGGCUUCCUCAGGUUCGACCGAUGCAUGGAGUUUUUGAAGUGCCAUAGGGAUGAGUUCAUUUGCCAUAAAAGUGUGCAAUGUUUCCCGGCGCAUAAGAAGUGUGAUGGUGUGAAGAACUGCAAGUUUGGGGAGGACGAAGAAGGAUGUGGAAGUAGUGUAGCACAAAGUCCACAAAUGUGUCCACCAGAUAAGACAAAUUGCCAUGGCACAUGUAUCCCGAAAAAUCAUGCAUGCAUUGAUGAUGCACCAAAGUCCAUCAUUCCGGAAUCCAAACCACUACAAUGCGAUGUCGAAGAGUUCCGAUGCUCGGACAACUCAGUAUGCAUCGAGCGAUCGUUGACAUGCGACGGCCAUGCUGACUGCGUUGACGGCUCCGAUGAACACCCAGAUGCUUGCAACGUCAGAUCCUGUUUUGACACUGAAUUUAUGUGUGCAUCGGGUUCUUGUAUUCCAAUUUCAUGGCGAUGCGAUAGUAAUGAAGAUUGCGCUGAUGGCUCCGAUGAGGUUGCUUGUGAGAGCAAAGCCUGCCCCUCGGGCUCGUUCCCGUGUGGCAACGGCUCGUGCGUGCCGGUGUACGUGCGCUGCGACGGCAAGGCCGACUGCGCAGACCACGCCGACGAGCAGGGCUGCGACUUGUCCGACUUCAUCGAGGUUUCCGAGCACGUGAUAACUUGUUCGCCGUGGGAGCGCCCUUGUGAACAUAAUAAGUCACUGUGUCUACCACUGACGGCUCGUUGCAACGGCAAGGUGGACUGUCCGGGCGGUACAGACGAGGACGGCUGUGACUUCCAUUGCAACUCCGUGAACAGGUUCCCCUGCAAGCAAGAGAACAAGUGCAUCCCAAAGUUGCACGUCUGCAACGGACGCAAGGACUGCGCCGACGGCUCCGACGAGACUAUUGAAGCUUGUAUCAAAGUGAACAAAACAGUAGGCCUACACCCGGUCCAUGUAACUGAAAGCUGCGGUGACGGGUACCGAUGUGACAGCGGCCAGUGCGUGGAGUGGAGACAAGUCUGUGACAAUACUACUGAUUGCGUCGAUGGCUCCGAUGAAGGGAAGCUAUGUGGCGAGCCAUGUAAGUAUGGUACAUGCAAGCAGAUGUGUCAUGUCACUCCGCGCGGACAUGUCUGCUCGUGCGCUUACGGAUACGUGGCGCACGGGAGCACGUGCCGCGACGUGGACGAGUGCGCCCGGCGCCCGUGCUCGCACGUGUGCCACAACGUGCCCGGCUCGUUUGUCUGCGCGUGCCACAGGGGGUACGCUCUGAAGGUUGACCGUCGCUCGUGCAAAGCCGUCCGCGGCAGGCUGUCCAUCAUCUACACGACGGGCAGUUCGAUCUGGUCCAUCACCAACCACUUACACCACUUGCGAUUCCACAGCGAUGAAGGAACUUUCAGCGAUCUUGACGUUGAUGUCAGAAACAAAAAGGUGUACGUAACAUCAAGUCAGGCGAAGAAACUUUACCAAUACGAUUUGUUAUCCGGACAGGAAUCUUCAGCGGAUGGUAUCACCAACAUUGGAAUACCAAGCAAGAUGGCCUUGGAUUGGAUAACUGGCAACGUGUACUUCGUGGACGCCAGCCUUGCGGCCGGCUGUGUGCGAGUGUGCAAUUUCCAAGCGAAGCGCUGUGCCACGCUGCAGAAACUAGCCUCGGAUAAGGUCACCGCGUUGGCCAUAGACCCGGCAAACCGUGUAAUGUUCUACUGUGUAAGUGGAGCAGACAAAGCCAUAACCAUAGUGCGCUGGGCAUCACUCUCUGGCGGAAACGCAUCAGACCUGGUCUCCGCCAGCAGCUGUUCCGCUCUAACGGUGGACUCCUUCAGCCAGGUGCUGUACAUCGCGUCCGAACAGCCGUCGAGUAUACUGGAAGUCAGCUAUCUCGACAAAAAGCCAUUUUAUUCCAGAAAAAUAGUUCUUCCCCUCGCCGACAAACAAAACGUGGCUUCACCUCGCGACAUGGCGUUAUUCGAAGACCACAUUUAUUAUCUGAACAACAUCCACCUGAGCCGUUGUCCGCUCUUCGGUCGCACAAUUUGCGAAGAUUACGACCACGUCAAUGCGACCAACUUUGCCAUUCGUCACCAAAGCGUACAAAGAGACGAUAUUAUCAACGAUUGCGAGGCAAAUGUUUGCUCAAAUGUUUGCGUGCUGGGACAAAGCGGGCCGGAGUGCGUUUGUCACGAUGGAAGUAUUUCGAGCGACGGAAUGUGCCCGUUGGUGAAGACGAGUGAGCUGGCCUUAUUCAACGGUUGGACGUACCAAGAGUAUAAGAGCCACUCUGUGUCGUACGCGAUGGUCGCGGUGGUGCUAUUUCUGUUCGCGCUCUACCUUUGCCUCUUUGUGUACUGCCACAGAAUCAAGAAGAAUAGAGCGGACAACAUGCAAGUGAGAUACAAGAACACAUCGGAAGGUGCAGCGCACAACUCGAGCCCCUUCAUAGAGAUCGCAGACACUGCUGGCCUUAACACUGUCAAUGGCACUGCUCAUGAGUUCGUAAAUCCGCUGCAGUUUGUGAGGAACCAUUGGCAGGAAUCCUUUUACAUGAAAAAACCUAUUGGUACAGCUGGCCUCGCGUUCGACACACAGCAAGACCUCUCCGAUACAGAAUCAGAUUUGGAUGUGAGAGAAACCAAAAGAUUUCUUAACAAUAAUAAUAAUUUAAAUCAAAUCUAAUUCAUAAUAAUGUUUGAAUGCUUGUGUUAAUAUCUGAAAGAUUGUAUAAUUUAUCAGUAGUUCAAAGAAAAGUGUAUUGAUUGCAUGUUUAAUUUAUUAUGUUGAAGCAUAAUGAAAGAAGCUACUUCUAUUUUUAUGUAAUAUGAAUUUGAAUAUAAUUUUAUUUUUGCA
Maniola jurtina (meadow brown) is the source of this 6453-nucleotide messenger RNA. RefSeq names its product putative vitellogenin receptor (gene yl). The record is from RefSeq and is a predicted model, not a curated record. Gene Ontology annotation, molecular function: calcium ion binding; protein binding. The coding region runs from base 1465 to 6282 and encodes 1605 amino acids. NCBI's taxonomy places the organism in Eukaryota, Metazoa, Arthropoda, Insecta, Lepidoptera, Nymphalidae. The transcript is spliced from 32 exons.